UUCUCGACUGAACGUUACGCUAUCAGCAACAGUUGUUCUCAGAUGGCAAACGGAGCUGCGCUACAACAGCUGCUGACCCUCACCUUGUUUGGUCUUUGUCUACGCUUUGCGGAGCCCCAGGGUGCACCUCCGAAUCCCUGCAACAGCAUCUUUACCUAUGCACGCAGGGAUGGACGCUUGAUUGGACAUCUCAAUCCCGGCUCAGAUGGCGUCUACGAUGUCAACAUGCGAAUGGUGUUUAGCUCGAGGGGUUCAGAGUCGGGCAGUGUGAGUUCUAUGGCCCCGUAUCCGGAUAAGGAGACAGCUUUUGAUCGCAUGCGUGCUGGCUACAGUGCACAGGCUUUUGUGUACUUCGAUGACUAUCGGGAGGAGCUGCCGAAGCUAAUCCAGGUGCAGGUCAAUGGACAUAUCAUUUGCACAGCGAAUAAAUAUGGCCCUCCAUCGUCGACAUCCACUCGAGAUCUGCACAUGGCUGUGUCUGGCAAUUUGGCUGUGCGUCCCACAACGGCAACAGUGCAACGUCCCACAACCGAACUUCUUUCUCCAAUGCCCCAAAAACAGCCUCAAUCCAGUCUGUUUUCCACUGGCAAUCCGUUCUUGUUCAAAAUAACAACGAGGAAACCUGUGGUAAUUGUCGAGACACGCAAAGACCCCACACCGAGUGAAACAGAGUGCGGAGUGGAGGGAUUCAUUGGGCUGCAGAUUGGCGGCGAGAAUGUGCCACGUGGACGGUUCCCGUGGCUGGCCGCACUCUAUCAUGACACCAACAUGGAUCCCACCAAGAUUGAGCUGGUGUACAAGUGUGUGACGACAUUGAUAUCGGGACGCACGGUAAUUACGGCGGCACAUUGCAUUUACGGCAUGACGCCGGCUCAGUUGCGCGUGUAUGUGGGACGCCACGAUGUCACUUUGCAUCCGGAACGAGAUGCCACACUGAUGGCCGUGGAGAGUGUGCGUACACAUCCGGAUUUUGUGGGCAAUCUGGUGCCCGAUUCGGAUGUGGGUCUCUUGGUGCUUACUGAACAUGUGGUCUACAACUCGUAUGUGCGUCCCAUCUGCCUGUGGACGAGCAGCACAACGCUGGGCAUCGAUGAGAGCGAACAGACGGCCGUCGCCGGUUGGGGCAUCGAUAGCUCGCUGAAGCCAACACGUUUCCCCACCACAGUCAAUGUGCGACCCGUCUCCCGGGAGGAAUGUCUACGCGAAAUGGUCACGGCCAAGGACUUCUUAACGCCACGCACGCUCUGCGCCGGCAACAGUCAGGGGCAUGGACCGUGUCUUGGGGAUUCGGGCGGUGGGUUGAUGGUGCUGCGCAACAAUCGGUGGAUGGUGCGAGGCAUCGUCUCGUUGGCUCAGCGUGCCGGCAAUAGUUGCGAUUUAUCGCGCUACGUCAUCUACUGCGAUGUGGCGAGGCAUCUCAGCUGGAUUGAGCAGAAUGUGGUCAGAUAGAAAGACAGUUACAAAUAAGUUAUGACAAUAAACAAAAGCGCUGCCUGUUUAACUAGUAACGUUUAUCUAGCGGAACAAUGAGCGGGAGAGCUUGGGAGCAUACACAGGGAGAAAUUAGCAAGACAAAUGUGCUGAAAUUCCCAGCAAAUCAUACAGAUUUUAUAUGCUAGAGUUAAGAUUGUAAAUUCUUGCAUUUAAAGUGAAGCAGUCUAGAUAUAAAUUUUAAAUUAUAUUAAGAAAAAGUUGCAAAACAAUCAAGAAAUAUUAGUUGAAGAGAACUGAGCAAUAAACAAUUCCAGAAAUUUUGCAGAUUAAUCAAACUAA
Molecule: messenger RNA, 1773 nt
Organism: Drosophila nasuta
Lineage: Eukaryota; Metazoa; Arthropoda; Insecta; Diptera; Drosophilidae
Product: CLIP domain-containing serine protease B15
Exons: 3
Coding region: 43-1449 (468 amino acids)
Biological process (GO): proteolysis
Molecular function (GO): serine-type endopeptidase activity
Source: RefSeq, a predicted model, not a curated record